UUUUUUUUUUCUUUUUCUUUUCAAAAAGAAACGAAAACGAAAACCCGAACCCUCCUUUAUUUAAUCUCUAUUGCACUGAAACUCCCCCUUCACUCGCUCACUCACUCACUCCCUCGCUCUCUAUCUAAUCAGUAAUGGAAUCCCUAAUCCUCCAACUCCACGAAAUCUCCGCCGUCAAAUUCGGAAGCUUCAAGCUGAAAUCCGGAAUCACCUCCCCUAUCUACAUAGACCUCCGUCUCAUAAUCUCCUACCCUUCCCUCCUCCGCCACAUCUCCCAAACCCUAAUCUCCUCCGUCUCUUCUUCCUCUUUCGACCUCAUCUGCGGCGUACCCUACACCGCACUCCCAAUCGCCACGUGCGUCUCCAUUUCCAACAACAUCCCUAUGGUUAUGCGCCGAAAGGAAGUUAAGGAUUAUGGAACGGCAAAAGCGAUUGAAGGUGCAUUUAGAAAUGGACAGACUUGUUUGAUUGUUGAAGAUCUUGUUACUAGCGGUACUUCUGUUCUCGAAACUGCAGCUCCUUUGCGUGCUGCUGGGUUAAAUGUUACCGACGCUGUCGUUUUGAUUGAUAGAGAACAAGGCGGGAAAGAAAAUUUGGAAGUUAAUGGGAUUAAAUUGCAUUCCAUUAUUAAGUUAACAGAGAUGGUUAAAGUUUUGAGAGAGAAAGGUAAGUUAGAUGAGGAAACCGAGAGAAGUGUUAUGAAGUUUCUUGAUGGGAAUAAGAAGGUGGCUGCGCCAGCUAUGGAGAAACAGAAGCUGAAGAUUGUUAAAGGUUUGAAAUUUGAAGAGAGAGCUAAGUUGGCCAAGAAUCCUACUGGGAAAAGAUUGUUUGAGGUUAUGGUUAAGAAAGAGAGUAAUUUGUGUCUGGCUGCUGAUGUUGGUACUGCUGCUGAAUUGCUUCAACUUGCUGAAAAGGUUGGACCAGAGAUAUGCAUGUUGAAAACUCAUGUUGAUAUAUUGCCUGAUUUCACUCCUGAUUUUGGUUCAAAACUUCGCUCGAUUGCAGAUAAGUACAAUUUCUUAAUUUUUGAAGAUCGCAAAUUUGCAGACAUUGGAAACACUGUGACAAUGCAAUAUGAGGGGGGAAUCUUCCAUAUUCUGGAUUGGGCUGAUAUAGUUAAUGCUCACAUUAUUUCUGGCCCUGGAAUUGUGGAUGGACUCAAAUUGAAGGGUUUACCUCGUGGUAGGGGCCUGUUGCUGCUUGCAGAAAUGAGUUCAGCUGGUAACUUUGCAACUGGAGACUACACAGCAGCAGCAGUAAAAAUUGCUGAAGAACAUUCAGAUUUUGUCAUUGGCUUCAUCUCAGUUAAUCCCGCCUCAUGGCCAGGCGUUCCAGUAUAUCCGGCAUUUAUUCAGGCAACUCCAGGAGUUCAGAUGGUGAAAGGGGGAGAUGCCCUUGGGCAGCAAUAUAAUACUCCAUAUUCCGUGAUUAAUGAUAGGGGCAGUGACAUCAUCAUAGUUGGCCGUGGGAUUAUAAAAGCAGCAGAUCCUGGGGAGACAGCGCGUGAAUAUCGGCUCCAAGGAUGGGAUGCAUACCUGGCUAAAUGCACAUGAUGGUGAAAUUAGGGACUGCUCACUUUGCAUCUCUGUCUCAGUUUUGAUCUACUCGGGCGGUAAUUGUUCGUGAAGCUGGUGAGGCGAGUUUGAAACAUUGCUUAAUGAUGUUUCAACAAUUUGUUGUGGGGUGUAUAAUGCAAUUUGAUAGAAGCGUUUUUCUGCAUUUAUAAUAAACUAAGCUGGCCCUUUCUGGUCUAAUGUAUGCGAGGCAGUGUCAAACUCAAAAGGUUUGUUUGUAAACAUGUUAAAUGAUUGAGUAACUAAAGGCUUUCAAACUGUUCUGAUUCAACACUGUAAAAAGAUGAAAUAAUUUCACAGAGCAUAGUUGUUUUGA
Ricinus communis (castor bean) is the source of this 1890-nucleotide messenger RNA. RefSeq names its product uridine 5'-monophosphate synthase. Bases 135 to 1553 code for a protein of 472 amino acids. Gene Ontology annotation, molecular function: orotidine-5'-phosphate decarboxylase activity; orotate phosphoribosyltransferase activity. Lineage: Eukaryota; Viridiplantae; Streptophyta; Magnoliopsida; Malpighiales; Euphorbiaceae. Gene Ontology annotation, biological process: 'de novo' UMP biosynthetic process; 'de novo' pyrimidine nucleobase biosynthetic process. The transcript has 6 exons. The record is from RefSeq and is a predicted model, not a curated record.